Molecule: messenger RNA, 261 nt
Organism: Paracoccidioides brasiliensis Pb18
Exons: 2
Coding region: 1-261 (86 amino acids)
Source: RefSeq, a predicted model, not a curated record
AUGGAGGAGCAGUUUGCACAGCGAGAACUGAUAAAGAUAUUUAUUAUUGCCCCUCGAGUGAAUUACAACCUGCAGCUUGCAACCUAUCAGGACUUUAGUCGAACUCUUUACAUAGGCUACAAGAGCAUCCAAAAUCCAAUCAUCAUGGCGGCUACGGCGCCAUAUCACGGGAAUGUCGUCCCCCAGAUGCAGGGAAACUCAAUGUUUUUGCCCCAAGAAAAAAACAUUAUUCCCAUUGUCAAGGAGAAAGCUAGGGUCUAG